CCGGCGCCGAGGUGGGCAGGUGGGGCGGGGUGGCGGUUAGGUGAGGCGUGCCAUGAGGCCUCAGGCGCCUCUGCUGCCAACCGUGAGCGAGCUGUCAGCGCGUGCGCUCCGACUAUAGCUGUGUCAGUGUGUUAUGAUGCCGUCUCGUACCAACCUGGCUACUGGAAUCCCCAGUAGUAAAGUGAAAUACUCAAGGCUCUCCAGCACAGACGAUGGCUACAUUGACCUUCAGUUUAAGAAGAGCCCUCCUAAGAUCCCAUAUAAGGCCAUUGCGCUUGCUACAGUGCUGUUUUUCAUUGGCGCCUUUCUCAUAAUCAUAGACUCCCUUCUGCCGGCUGGCUAUAUCAGCAAAGGGGAGGCAGACCGGGCUGUUCCCGUCCUGAUCAUUGGCAUCCUGGUGUUCCUGCCAGGAUUUUACCACCUUCGCAUCGCCUACUAUGCAUCCAAAGGCUACCGGGGUUACUCCUACGAUGACAUUCCAGAUUUUGAUGACUAGCACCAACCCUCAACCCUGAG
This is a messenger RNA of Odobenus rosmarus divergens (Pacific walrus), 516 nucleotides long. Its product is annotated as transmembrane protein 230-like. The transcript has a single exon. Bases 134 to 496 code for a protein of 120 amino acids. Lineage: Eukaryota; Metazoa; Chordata; Mammalia; Carnivora; Odobenidae. The record is from RefSeq and is a predicted model, not a curated record.